This is a messenger RNA of Patiria miniata (bat star), 6679 nucleotides long. RefSeq lists its product as uncharacterized. Gene Ontology annotation, molecular function: protein binding. Gene Ontology annotation, biological process: signal transduction. The coding region runs from base 1317 to 5180 and encodes 1287 amino acids. The record is from RefSeq and is a predicted model, not a curated record. NCBI's taxonomy places the organism in Eukaryota, Metazoa, Echinodermata, Asteroidea, Valvatida, Asterinidae. The transcript is spliced from 14 exons.
UUUGCGGUUGUCGCCCUGCAUCUGAGUUGCAUGAGCUAAAGAAUAGACCAAGCGAAACAAUAUAAACAUUGUAUCUUUCUUUUGUUAUGCAGGACUAGAAAUUCUUGGCACGAAGCCAGGGCAUUCCUAGCUGAACAUUUAGACAGACGAAAUGUAUUGUGUGGUGAAGGACCCGUAUAGGUUCAUGUGGACAAGAGCCUUCGCAUUCAGGGUUCAACGACGUAUCUGUGGAGGCUAUACUAUUAUUUGUGGGACUAGCCGAGUGAAUACUGGACCUUCUUCAAGAUGUGUUCAUUUGAGAGUGUCUGCCGUGAUACUUCCACCAUACUUCUCUCAUACUUCCAAUCUGCAACAUCAUACGCUCCGCCGAUGGCAUAUAGACCCAAUAAAUGUUCAGCAGCACUGGUGAAAUACAAGACCUUGCCAAUUGACAUGUGGACAAGGCAGGAGUUUGUGGCAUGGCAGUCAGCACAGAAAACUAACCGAGCUUAUCGUUAGCAGAAUGAAUGACAAAAGUGCUGACAUCUACAUAAGUGGUAUUGGAACCUAGAGGAGGUCAGAAGCUGCAUUCAUGUUUCUGGGAGCAAACCUGUCCAAGGAUGGCAGCUUAUAAGCAGAGAUCGAUCCGCAUCAGGAUAUUUUCAGCUAACAUGGCAGCAAUUUCCUGACUAUUCAGGUUAUGGAGAAGCAGUAACAUGCUGACAUGGUUUUCCCUUUUAUACGACACCUCUUUAACAACCCUUCAAACACCCUUGUAGGAGUUCCACCCCUCCCCGGCUACUAUAGACAGACCAAGAGACUAUAAAAGAGAAGAUUGGGCGAGCUUCAUUUCACAGCCGACCAGCAGAGCGGACGACGAAAUAAACUGCAGACGUUGCAGCAUGAUGAUAUUGGGAUAAGUGCCCCAUCCGAGAUGACACAAGUUCACAUACACACAAUAUGGCGCUACCACGAGCGAGCCGGGGCUGGUGGAUACCGACGGUACAUGGGGCACAUCUCCGUUUUAUCGGCCUCGCCCGCAGACUCUUGGAAUGGAAGCCUUCAAGGAGCUUCAAAGACAUGAAGACUUCAAAGACUUCGAUGGAGAUUCACUGUGCAGCAAGAGGAACUACAGACAUGAAGUCUUUAUGGAAGUGCGGUGAUUGACAAAACUGGAUUUGAAUGCCAUGCAAUUCGAUGGAGAUUCACUGUGCAGCAAGAGGGACAUGUACUACAUACAUGAAGUCUCUAUGGAAGUGCGGUGAUUGGAAGAACUGGAUUUGAAUGCCAUAUAUAUGAAAAAUCUGUGACUGAUGAGGCGUGACUGAUGAGGCGAGAUGGCUGCCGUUUCGUUACGGACAACUUUCAUCUUUUUCCUUCUGGUUUUCGUUGUGCUUCUUAGAACAACCUCAGGACAGCAGCCUUCCGAAGGUGAUUCAAAACCUUUAGCAUUCUCGUCAACAAGAAAGACGGAGUCAAAUGUUGUAACAACAAAACCAGCAAACUCGCCAUCAACUACAAGAGCAUCAACUAGCCCAUCAGCAACUACAGAUGAACUAAUAACCACAGCAACGCAAUCAACUACACGUGCAAGGACUACCGAGGCGUUAACACAAGAGAUCCAAGUAACACAAACAACUUCAGACCCACCAAGGAAUACAAACUCCUCAACAGAUCCAGAGACCCAAACUACAGCCACACGACCAACCUUAGGCCCACCAAGAACUACAAGAACAUCAACCUCUACAGGGAACCCAUCCACUAAAGACGCAUCAACUAUCGAAGGCUCGACAGUUCGAGAGAACCCAACCACUACAAACACACUGCCAACUACAGAAAGCCAAUUAACAGCUAAAAGGAAUUCAACAACCACAGCCACAGCAGCAUCGCCAGACACAUCAACGUCUGCAAGCAUGUCAGCUGUUACAGAGGGCCAAACCACUUCAGGCGCAGCAACUACCGAAGUCUCAUCAACAGCUCAAGUGAACCCAAGCACUACAACCGCACAGGCAACUACAGUCCAACCAACUGCUACAAGCGAAGUAAUAACUACAAACACCCAAAUCACUAUAAACACACAAGCAACCUCGGGAACAUCGACGUCUGAAAGCCCUUCAACAAAAAAGAAUCCAACAACUUCAGCCACACCAGAAUCGCCAGGUAAAUCAACGGCUUCUAGCGCAUUACCAACUAGACAGACCGCAACGAGUGCGAACACACGAACAACUCCAUCCACACAACCGGCGAGCGCAUUCAUAUACUAUAUUUUGGGAGCAUCUGUGCUUGUGUCUGUUGUUGUCUUGGGUUGUGGGGUUCACUGCAUAUCACUCCGGAUUAAAGGUCAACGAAGGAAUAAUCAUCAGGAUGAGCCUUCAAUGGAAAUGGGAAUUAUCAGUGAGAGGGACGAAGAUGAUGGAGACCCUUGUUCAUCAGCGGAGUUAGGUGCAGUAGCCCUCCAAGACCUCGAUGGCGCUGUACAGUUGAGGAAUGAAUCUGACGAAGAGACAAACAAUGAAACUAACCCUGAGAAUGUAGAACUUGGAGGAGCUUCAUCUCGUGCGGAAGCCACCGAAGGCACAACAAACAUCGACGGUGCUGUACAGAUGAGGAAUGAAUCUCGGGAAGAGACACAAAAUGAAACCAAUCCUGAGCAUGCAGUACUCGAAAGAACUGAAUCUCGAGUCGGCGAUUUGAAACUGCGCAUAAUCGCCCAGCACCUUGGCUCCGAAUGGGAGCGUUUGGCUACCGUUCUUGGCUUCAGCUCGGGAGAAAUCUUCACAUUUAAGAACGACAACGACCGUCGGACGGAUAACCAAAUCUUCGCCAUGCUCGUUGCCUGGCGCAGGAGACAGUCUUCAUCCGACGACGCUUGCAGGAUACUGCUUCGGGCCUUGGAGGAGAUUGGUCGAGUGGAUCUUUCCAGGGAGGUGCAAGGAAUCAUUAGCGACGACAUUGCAAAUUCUUUGAAGACUGUUCAGAAGGAGGUGACAUACUUCACCAAGUUAACCGCCAGUAGCAUUCCAUUGCAUCCGCUGGUGCAGUCGAGAAAAGUGGGUAUGAAGGAGUUUUUUAUCCAACCAGAACUUAUGUCGGUAGAUGCCAGAAAAGGAAUGCCUGGCCGACCUCUUAACAUGUCAGGGGGUGAAAUACGGUUGGAUGCGUUAGAAACGAUGAAACCCAUAACAUUGGAGGAGUUUAUCAGGUUAAUGGGUAAUGGGGAGGUACGGAACAAUCGAAUCCUCCUUUCGGGAGGGGCUGGUUGUGGCAAAACCACUCUGUUGAAGAAAGUUGCAAAUGACUUGACCUUCAACUCGGCCUUGCCGCUUGCCAACUUCAAGAUAGUGGUCCCAUUGAGGUUGAACCAAAUGGUGGAGACGGGAUGUCUCAUUGAUGCAAUGUUAAAGCAGAUCCUGCCCAGAAACACAACAGUGACACCACUGCGUUUGAAGGAGGUGAUUGAUAAGUACGAGGAACAUAUUGCGUUUCUGUUAGAUGGUUUAGACGAGAUACCCCUGAAGGUCCUCCAGUCUUCCAAAGGUCUGUUGAGCAUCAAAGAUGUGCUAGAGAACAGGGUAUUGGUCAGGAGCUGUGUCUUGGUGACAACACGACCCCAUAUGGUCGAUCAUGUUCUUAGUGCGUAUCCACACUACGAUGUCGUUCAAACGAGGGGAUUCAGCCAACAGAACUGCAACGAGUUCAUUGUCAACUUCUUCAAGGAUGACGUCGAAAAGAGAGAGGCGUUGAUUGCUCAGUUGACCACAUCUCCAUCUCUGAGAAGCAUAGCACAGAUUCCUAUCAUCUCACUAAUUCUGUGUAUAAUUCAGGAGAAUCCUGGAUCAGUGUCUGACAGAUUAUCUGAUCUUUACAGCCAGGUUGCCAGGGUCCUCGUCAGGAAUCCAAGUACGAAAGACCAAAGGGACCAUGGGGUUCAGCUUAUUUCAAUCCUCAACGGGUUGGGCAAGGUUGCCCUGAAUGGGCUUUUCCGUCCGAAUGGAGGGACAUUGAUUUUCACCCGUGACGAGUUCAAUGAAUGUGGUCAGGUCUAUGAGGAUGCUCUCCGAUUUGGUUUCUUGAUAGAGGAGAGAUGCACAAGCGGCUUGGAAGUGAGGCGGGUGGUGAUAUUUGUUCACAAGUCGGUCCAGGAGUACUGUGCAGCGCACGUCAUGGUAAAUCUGUUGGAUGUUGAUGAGGACGGCUUCAAAGGGUAUCUGAAGGAUGUUGUGGCUGAAAAUGUGUUCGGCCUAGAGUAUCUGUUUCGCUUUUGUUGUGGUAGAUCACCGAAAGCUGCAAGACUUAUCGUGGAACACGUGCAGAAGAUUCGCGGUGACAAGGUUAGGCUGUGCAGAUUGGUACGUUUGUUGCUGCUUGAGUCGGGCUCAAAGGAGUUGGCUAGCAAACUACAUCCACAGACAGAUGUUGAGUGUGAGACUUCAGAGGAUCUGAAGGCAUUCGCUUACUGUCUUGAAUACGUUCGCUCACCAGUGAGCAUAAACCAGAUGCGCAUCGUAGUGUCCUCCUGCGACGACCUCCAGCUUUUGGGGAAAUGUCUGCAAAGCGGCAACAUGAAGUCAAUCAAACAGAUCGUGUGUAAGUAUAGCAUAUCUGAAGGAUGGAGGGGGCAUCUUACACAGUUGGAGCAAACGUUAGCAGUUGACAAAGUGGAUAGGCUAGUUCUGGCCCUCUGGAUUCCUGAUCACAUUCCGUGUGACGUGGUAUUUCUCUCCGGCUGUAUCAACCGUGUGUCCAAGAUGUGUGGUGAGUUUGGCCUGAACUUGAAAGGGUCCAACUUCGGCCGAUCCCUCUAUGAUAUCAAGUGUCUGGUUGGUGCACUGAAGGGGUGCAGCUUGUUCUACCUCGUGUUGAGUAACAUCAACAUGCACGGUAAGGUGAGGUGGUUAAGUAACCUCUUUACCUUAGCCCUGAAGCAGCUUUUGCUUCGUAACUGCAACUUGGGUGAUGACGACAUCAAGGAUUUGAUUUGUGUCAUGCCCAACAGUCUGCUUCAGCUCGAUCUCACUGAGAAUGUCCUGAGUCCAGAGGCAAUGAAGGAUCUCACUCUCCAUCUGCGGCGCUUGCCAAAGCUGAAGUGUCUAAAGCUUGCCAACACAGGGUCUAAUGCAGACCUGAUCAGCAAGAUUGUCUCUCGCAAUCUCUGUCACAUGUUGGAAACCGAUGUGUGCACUUUUGUGAAAGACGUUUAAAUUGGCGUUACCAUUUCCUGGUCCCUUGAAUGGACGUCGAUGUCUGCUGGUGUAUGUAUUCACCAGAGUGGCUUGUGGCUUGUGAAUAGCUGAGAACGGAAUGAUGUGGACUCUUUUUUUUAUUAUAAUGGUGCACCGUGAUAACUUGAAAAGGUCUACACUCUGUCUGUGCGUCAUGGUAGCGUGGUGCAUGUGAUGUAUUUUGUGUGUAUAUUCCGCAGAUAUUGUAGCAGUACAGAAAAAAAAAUGCGUUUGAAGCUCACGGCCUGAGCGAAUUGGCCUGAAAUGCCCAGGCUUGUUGAUCCCUCCGAUCUGAAAAUCCACAUGUCUAGUUCAGUGAGAUUUAGGUGAAUGAUUGUUUGUUAUAUGAUUGUAUAUGGGUCACUUCUGACGGAACUGCGCAAAAUCAAUCAUGUUGGAGAAGGUCAUGCACAGAUAAAGUUUGGAAACUGGCAUUUCUACCACAACCCAUCAUUAACGAUCAGAGGACGUGUAGAGAGUGCAGAUUUCACACGACGGAAGCAAAGUCCAUAAACCAUCGCACACGUUUGCAAACUUGGACAAUGAAAGAUGGUUAUAAGACAUUUCGAAACAUCGAUAGCAUAUAUCCACUGCGACAAGACAUUGCCUUAGCCUUUUCUGUGAUUUGUGGAACCUGUGACUGUUGUAACGUAAGAGUGACACUGAGUUGGUUGAAUUGAAUUCAACAUAAACAUUCGUGAAGCUAAGGUAUGGAUGGGGCUAAGUAGCCAAGUCCUAAAGGAGUUGAGCCACAAAACAAUUUGAUCUUCAUAUAAUUCACUUGCGUUUUCACUCCGAAGAUGCGAUCCGCUAGAAGAGAAUGUGUCGUCGGCAUGUAAUCCAGCCUGACACGAUUCCACCAAAAGGCAGAGAGAUUUAGGCCCAAGAUCGAAGCUUGGGAUACCCAAGAAACAGUGGGUGCGCACUUUAUUACGAUCUGUGUGGCAGGUAAUUUGUAAAUCCAAUUCAGCAGAGUACCUGGAGACCAUGAGGAAGAGUUUUCUCGGUCAUUUACAAACAAUGAAAUCGAACUCUUCAUUCGCGUAUACCUCAAUCCAUCCCGAUAAUACACUGCAUCGACAGUGUUGGGUGUUUAAUGUGAUAACAGUACUGUAAAUGGGGAUGGCUGGCUUCCAACCCAACAAUCCAUUCUCAUGAUUGAAGGUCUGCCAACCUUUGACUGAUAAUAAUAAUUAUUCCAAUAAAAGUUGACCUAUCGGUAAAAAUUAGCGUGGGAUUUUUUCUUGUAACAGUACUGUAAAUGGGGAUGGCUGGCUUCCAACCCAACAAUCCAUUCUCAUGAUUGAAGGUCUGCCAACCUUUGACUGAUAAUAAUAAUUAUUCCAAUAAAAGUUGACCUAUCGGUAAAAAUUAGCGUGGGAUUUUUUCUUGUAUUAUAUAUGCACUCUACAAAGUUUUAUUAUUAUGUGCUUUAAUAAAAAAAAUACUUUACUUCUCGCUGAAAUCCUCUCCUCUGA